Perca flavescens (yellow perch) is the source of this 1059-nucleotide messenger RNA. RefSeq names its product methyltransferase 23, arginine (gene mettl23). The coding region runs from base 239 to 931 and encodes 230 amino acids. NCBI's taxonomy places the organism in Eukaryota, Metazoa, Chordata, Actinopteri, Perciformes, Percidae. The transcript is spliced from 5 exons. The record is from RefSeq and is a predicted model, not a curated record. Gene Ontology annotation, cellular component: cytoplasm; nucleus.
ACAGCGUCCGCAAGAACAAAACAUUGAUUGGGUGCAAUGUAGAAUGAGCCUUCCCGCCUGGCGUUUACGAUGAUUUAAUUGGCUGUUUAAAGCGCCCUUCUUUUGUGUUGUGGUCGACGCGGAAAUAGACAUACGCGUGGCUGCUAGUGGUAUUUUACCAAUGCGAUUGGUAAAUACGAGUCUUUCAACAUAGCUGGCGAUGUAAAUUGUGUAAUUUAAGGGCUUAUUAACCGGCACGAUGGACCACAGAGGAGCCGAAACACCUAGCAUAGCAUACAAAGUGUUCACGUUUGAAGAUAACAAGAAAAACACACCGGAGUCCCUUUGUGUUUCCAUACCGGAGGUUCUGGAUCCCCAUUAUGGGAUGUAUGUGUGGCCCUGUGCAGUGGUGCUGGCUCAGUUUCUAUGGACACGGAGAGAAGAGCUGAGAGGCAAGACGCUACUGGAGCUCGGUGCAGGUGUGAGUCUGCCGGGCGUGGUGGCGGCCAGGUGCGGGGCAUCGGUGAUCCUGUGCGACAACGCUGAGACGCCGCAGUGUCUGGAGAACUGCCGGCGCAGCUGUGACGCCAACGGCCUGGGCCAUGUUACCGUGCUGGGUCUCACCUGGGGGGAAGUCUCGCCGGAUCUGGUUCUGCUCCCGAAGCUGGACAUCAUCUUGGGAUCAGAUGUCUUCUACGAGCCACAAGAUUUCGAAGACGUCCUCCUGACUGUUGCUUUUCUUCUGAGGAAAAACCCCAGCGCUCAGUUCUGGACCACGUACCAGGAGAGGAGUGCUGAUUGGUCGAUUCAAGUGUUGCUCCAGCGGUGGGGGCUGACCUGCGUCGACGUUGGCCUGGAAACCUUCGGCGCCAAUGAAGCUGAGCUGGCUGGAUCCACGCUGCCCGGAAACAAGAGCAUCCUCAUGAUGAUCAUCACCCUGAAGACAGGAUGAAGACGUAAAGAAGAGUUGUCAUGACUACCAUACACUCAAAGGGCCCUGUUUUAAGAUCUAAGCGCACGGCGUGAAGGUCCAGGUGUGUUUAGGGCGUGUCCAAAUCCAAUCUUUUGCUAGUUUGACGG